AUGUUGCAGCACCUGAAGCACUGUCCAAGUAUUCUAGAAACUUCAUCGGUUGUAUCGGAUCUCUGCUUAAAAUAUCUUGUACGAGCCUGCGAACGCCUUGCCGCUCCACCAAGUUUGUUUGUUUGUAUUUUAUUUUUUGUUGUUAAGGGCUUCCUGGAAAUGGCAUUUGGUGCACGAGAUUAUUUGUGCAGACGAUUAAUCGAAUGGUCGAAGCAAUUUUUCGGAAGACAACAGGGUGGAAUAUCAAGCCCAGAUAGCUAA
This is a messenger RNA of Gongylonema pulchrum, 261 nucleotides long. The record is from the annotation of a GenBank genome assembly. Lineage: Eukaryota; Metazoa; Nematoda; Chromadorea; Rhabditida; Gongylonematidae.